CGGCAAACGGCAAACGGCAAACGGCAAACGGCAAACGACAAACAGCAAACGGAACUUCAAAACCAUUCAGCUUCAAAUGCUAGUCUACAUCUUAUCGGUAUCGCGAACAUACACUUAUUCGUUAUCAUAGCCCAAUAAAAAUGGGUGCGCAAGACGAAGCCUACGCCUCGACUAGCGCGCGUCCUCUAUCACGUAAACGCAGGGUCCCCGUUUCUCUGCAAUACGAUGAAGAAGGUGAACAAGCCGAUGAUUUCAGCCAAGAAGAGCAGAAACCGAAGAAGUCGAGGAAGGAUGUUGAAGUGGCAGAAAAACGCCUGAGAAGAUUUCGUUCCAAACCACCCCAGGAUUUCUUCAAAAUAUACUAUCGAGCGACAUCGCAAAGGUUCUACGUACUUGGGAGAACUCGUGAGGGCAUAGCUCAUUGUCCGGAGGAGUCCGUCGAGCUGACCGGCUCUACCGGCAACAUAUACGUCGUUCACAUUGCGCACCUGCCUACUUGUACAUGCCCCCACUCCCAGAAGGGCCACCAGUGCAAGCAUGUAAUAUACGUCCUAUCGAGAGUUCUCCGUGCGCGUUUCGAUCUCGUCUAUCAGCUCGCUCUGCUCACCACUGAGCUGCAGGAGAUCUUCGAGAAUGCUCCUCCCAUAGAAACUGACGACCAGUCCGAUGGGAAAGUACAUGACAAGAAUCGCAAGCCCCUGGAAGGCGACUGUCCAAUUUGCUUUAGCCCUUUCGAAGCUGAUGAGGAUACCGUCUAUUGCAAAGCCACAUGUGGCAACAAUAUCCACAAAGAAUGUUUCGAGAUGUGGGCCGCCACUAAACGCAAGAGUGCCAGGGAUCAGGUUACUUGUCCUAUGUGCCGUUCUGCUUGGCAAGGUGACGAUGAUGUAGUCAAGAAGAUCAAGAAUACGGGUAUCGUCGGCCGCGAUGGCUAUGUGAAUAUUGCCGACCAGCUUGGCAUUAGCGACGAGAGAGACUACAGCUCGUAUUACCAUGGGCCACGCCGAGGUGUGCGCUAUGGAGAUUGGUGGUGAUGAGAUGCUUGUUUCAUCACCCAAUCGCUUAACACCCAGUUUGAUUGCAGCUAGCGUAUGUGGUAAAUAACGAUGGCUUCACGACAUGAUAAGUAAUGAGAUCGAAAAAGAUGUCAGCAUUGGAUCCGUCCGUAUCGAGACACUGGUUGCCUCUCGAACUCGACGCUUGCUUGAAGGCUGACCAGUGUGUUUAUGGUUUUGUGAUUAUGGGCAAGAACACAGUUGAAAGCAUGGCUUGUGUGGUUCUUAUUACACGAACUCCUUGCUACAGCUCUUGAACUUAUGAUCACUUAGCAUUUCUUAUGACAUAUCAUGCUUCUGCGAAGAAUUUAAAUAAGAUUUUGAAUAGAAAAUUAGAUUCCGUGGCUGACAAUGGCAUGUAGGAU
Molecule: messenger RNA, 1420 nt
Organism: Annulohypoxylon truncatum
Lineage: Eukaryota; Fungi; Ascomycota; Sordariomycetes; Xylariales; Hypoxylaceae
Exons: 5
Coding region: 141-1034 (297 amino acids)
Molecular function (GO): zinc ion binding; ubiquitin protein ligase activity
Source: RefSeq, a predicted model, not a curated record